AUGAACUAAAAAUAGAACAGAGAGAUUAGGGAAAUCUUUAUCGCAAACGAAGAAAAAAACACUUAGAUAGGUGAAUAAAAUAAUCUAGAAAAUAAAGACCAAUGUGAAAUCAUAUAAGAUCUUGGAAUUCCCAGUUAAGAAGUUAUCGAGUAAAAAUCUAGCGAGUUUCAUGCCACAGUCAAUUUAUUUAAAGGCUUAGUAGGAAUUGGAAUUUUAUCUCUGCCAAUAGGCUUUUAUAAAAGCGGAUGGCUAGCAGGGCUCAUUAUACUACCAUUAUGUGGGAUAGCUAUGCUUUAUUUGAGUUAAUAAAUGAUGAGCGUAGCUGAUAAAACUCACUCUAAGGCAAAAAAUAUUACUGAAUUCUGUGCAGACAUGUUAGGAAAAAGAUCGAUAACUUUUGUAAAUGUCUGCUUAUUUGGCAUUCAACUUGGGGUGUGCAUAUCUUACGUUAUCUUCUUCACAUCUUAUUUCAAAAAGAGCUUCUGUCAUACUAUGGGUGAGACAAGCUAUGCUUGUGAAUCUAGAAUUCCCUCUUUAUUGGUUGCUUUGGUUAUACUCUUACCUUGCAUUUUCAUAAGACAUAUGGAUAAACUCAAGCAAUGGAGUAUGAGUGCUAAUGUUUUCAUUCUGUGUUCUCUCUUAAUAAUUUCGCUUUACUGUGGAUAUAAUUUAAAAUAAAAUGGUUUACCAGAGAUUCAAUAAUUUAACUUUAGCUCAAUGGGUGAUUCAGUAGGAAUUUUCAUUUUUACAUUUGAAGGUGUGGGUCUCUAUUUUGAUGUUAGACAUUCAAUGUAAGAGCCUAAAAGAUUUUUUGUGGUUUUAAAUUAUGUAAUAUACUUUGCCUUGAUACUCUACACUUCGUUUGGAAUACUAGGAUACUUAACAUUCGGUAGUAAAGUUAAAGACAUUAUUUUAUUCAAUUUCGAUUUAACCAAUCCUGUGCUUUUUGUUGUUCAAAUUCUUUAUUGCAUUUCUCUAAUUCUAUCAUACCCUAUUCAGAUUUUCCCUUGUGUAAAUCUUGUUGAACAUAAAAUUUUAAAGAAGUUUUGUGCAAAAUAAUUCGCUAUUUUGGAAGAGGAAAGGCAAAGAAAAAUUACUGAAGUUAAUUAGUAUUUAAUUUCAGAGACGGAUGACAAAUAAUCUUAGAUUCCAUAAAAAUUACCAACUCUUGGGAAAAAAAAAAAUAAAGCUUUUUCUUUUACUGCUUCUUCAGGUAGAGAAAGAUCUAACUCUUUAAAUAACAGAUAAAUAGUAAGUGCAGGUGAAUAGACAGAUGACGAAAAUAAACUUGAAGAGAUAAGAUAUAGGUAGAGACAUUAGUUUUAUAGUACAUUCUUAGAAUAAGAAGAAACUAUGGAAAUAUAAGAUUAUGAUUAGCUCAGUGAAGUUUUUCUUGAUGAAGAUGAUGAAAGUCGUUUCUUAAAGUACAGCUGCUUAGUUCGUAUAGGAUUUCUAGCAUUUGUAUUUUUAAUGGCCAUGUCAAUAGAUAGAAUAUCAAUAUUCAUUAAUUUUAUUGGUUCUAUUUGUGGAACAGCGCUUUGUUAUUUCAUUCCAGUAAUAAUUAUUUAUAAGAAUGAGCCAGAACUUCCUUUCUGGAAAUCACUUGUUAACUGGUUUAUCUUUCUAAUAGCAUUCGCUUGUGGAGUAUUUGGAGCAUACUCAAGUCUUAUCCUAUUUGUUAAAGAUUUUGGCCAAGAUAUUUGA
Messenger RNA from Tetrahymena thermophila SB210, 1704 nucleotides. RefSeq names its product transmembrane amino acid transporter protein. The record is from RefSeq and is a predicted model, not a curated record. Gene Ontology annotation, biological process: amino acid transmembrane transport. Lineage: Eukaryota; Ciliophora; Oligohymenophorea; Hymenostomatida; Tetrahymenidae. Gene Ontology annotation, molecular function: amino acid transmembrane transporter activity. The transcript is spliced from 3 exons.